Rhea pennata is the source of this 3398-nucleotide messenger RNA. RefSeq names its product adaptor related protein complex 1 subunit mu 1 (gene AP1M1). Gene Ontology annotation, biological process: vesicle-mediated transport; intracellular protein transport. The coding region runs from base 57 to 1328 and encodes 423 amino acids. The record is from RefSeq and is a predicted model, not a curated record. Gene Ontology annotation, molecular function: clathrin-cargo adaptor activity. NCBI's taxonomy places the organism in Eukaryota, Metazoa, Chordata, Aves, Rheiformes, Rheidae. The transcript has 12 exons. Gene Ontology annotation, cellular component: clathrin adaptor complex; clathrin-coated vesicle.
GCGGAAGUCGGUCGGUCCGUGGCCGGGGACGGGGCGGCCCGGGCGGCGGCGGCGCGAUGUCGGCCAGCGCCGUCUACGUGUUGGACCUGAAGGGGAAGGUUCUAAUCUGUCGAAAUUACCGCGGAGAUGUGGACAUGUCAGAGGUGGAGCAUUUUAUGCCAAUCCUUAUGGAAAAGGAAGAAGAGGGGACACUUUCUCCUAUCCUAGCACAUGGAGGAGUUCGUUUUAUGUGGAUUAAACAUAACAACCUAUAUCUUGUUGCAACUUCUAAGAAAAAUGCUUGUGUAUCACUGGUGUUUUCAUUUCUGUAUAAAGUAGUUCAAGUUUUUUCUGAAUAUUUCAAGGAGCUGGAAGAAGAAAGCAUUCGGGAUAAUUUUGUUAUUAUUUAUGAGUUGUUAGAUGAGCUUAUGGAUUUUGGUUAUCCACAAACCACUGAUAGUAAAAUUUUACAAGAGUACAUCACUCAGGAAGGUCACAAACUUGAAACUGGAGCUCCACGUCCACCUGCAACUGUUACUAAUGCUGUGUCGUGGAGAUCAGAAGGGAUAAAAUACAGGAAAAAUGAAGUGUUCCUGGAUGUUAUAGAAUCUGUUAACCUUUUGGUCAGUGCCAAUGGGAAUGUAUUACGGAGCGAGAUUGUUGGAUCCAUUAAAAUGAGAGUCUUUCUCUCAGGGAUGCCAGAGCUUCGCCUUGGUUUAAAUGACAAAGUUCUCUUUGAUAAUACAGGCCGUGGCAAAAGUAAAUCAGUAGAACUGGAAGAUGUAAAGUUUCACCAAUGUGUUCGUCUCUCUCGCUUUGAAAAUGACAGGACAAUUUCUUUCAUUCCACCUGAUGGAGAGUUUGAACUCAUGUCAUAUCGUCUUAAUACCCACGUAAAACCACUGAUCUGGAUUGAGUCUGUGAUUGAAAAACAUUCCCACAGCCGCAUCGAGUACAUGAUCAAGGCAAAAAGUCAAUUUAAGCGUAGAUCAACUGCCAACAAUGUGGAGAUUCACAUUCCAGUUCCUAAUGAUGCAGACUCGCCAAAGUUUAAAACCACAGUUGGAAGUGUCAAAUGGGUUCCAGAGAACAGUGAAAUUGUCUGGUCCAUUAAAUCUUUUCCAGGUGGAAAGGAGUAUCUGAUGAGAGCUCACUUUGGACUUCCAAGUGUUGAAGCUGAAGAUAAAGAAGGAAAACCUCCCAUUAGUGUCAAGUUUGAGAUUCCAUAUUUCACCACCUCAGGAAUACAGGUCCGCUACUUAAAGAUAAUUGAGAAGAGUGGCUAUCAGGCUCUCCCAUGGGUUCGUUACAUUACCCAGAAUGGAGACUACCAGCUUCGAACGCAGUAAACGCAAGCACCACAGAAGACAGAACUUCAGGCCUAGAGUUUGUUUGCAGAAACCUCUGUGGUACUGAGAGCUGUGAAUGUUGUUGCCAAGGUCUUGUUUCUACAAACACGGAUUGUGCAGGAGAAAGAUUGGAAAAUUACUGUUUUCAAUAAUGUGUUUGAGCAUUUGAACCAUUAGUAUCGAUUGUGUGGAUAUUUAUUUCAUUCUUACAACAUGCCGAUCUUGCUGCUAAAUGCUAAUUACUUUAGGAGUAGCAGUUAUCUUGAGGAGACAGGAAUACAAAAUGAACCUUGAGAAUGUCUUGUCAAUGCCUUGUCAGUUGUACUCACAAAGUUUCUAGUAUUCAUAUUUUAGAGUCUUUAAAGACAUUGGCAGCACUGUACUACAAAUUAGGGAGACGAUUGUGCAAUUACAUGACUGCUGAACACUUAGUUGUAUUUAGCCCAAAGUAUUUAUUUUUUUUUUUAGGGCAUCUGGGUGCCUUAACUCAUUCAAAGCUCUGUUAACUUACAAAGAUUUACGGAAUAUGAGUUAAAACUAUCCAAAGUCCAAAAAAAACCUAUUUAUGCGUGAUUUUAGACCAAUUUAUGUGGAAGAACAGCUUCAAGUGGUGGCUUUGUAAACCAUUAAAAUUUUAGGUGUGUUAAAACUAAGUUAACAGAAAACGAGGUCACAGAAGUAAAUAUCAACAGGAACAUCUCUGUGGAAGCAUGAUGAUUGCUGGUUCAAAUUAGUCCAGGUGCAAGUUGAAGAAUCCCAAUACAUUAUAAAAACCCUAUGCAAAUUAAGUAAUAUUUGCUUUUCCUUUAUUAGUAGGACAAAAUUCAAAACUAUAAUGUGUAGGUAUAAUACCUUAUAUUAAGUAUUUAAAAAAACAAAACGAUUGUGGAGGCGAUGAAAUUUGAUAGGAAGAUAGUGGGGAUUUUUGCCAAAAAAUAGUAAUGUGCUCCAACCUCUUCCUGACCAUUGAUUGUUGUUUAUGGAGAGGCUGAUGGAAAUAGUUACCAUUUCUCUUCCAGCUUGCCUUCAUAUCUGCUUUGGCCAAUUAUUUCCCUUCUUUCCUGUAGUUCUCUAGAAUUGUUUAUUUGCCCUGAAAGGGAUGCUUGCUUUCUCAGUCUCCUCCAUUUGUAAACAACUGUUAUCAUAAGCUUCUUGGCAGAAUGCAGAACAAUUCAGAAUGUUAAAAGUUUGGGUUUUUUUUAACAUGCUGUUUCAUUUUUCUGAGAAGGCAAGAUUGGCAUGGGUGUAUAUAAUUGUUUUGAUUUCAGAAAAAAAUUAACAAUUAUCAGUAUUUUCUUUAAUUUUUUAGAAUGUUUUUGUUUGAAUUUAGUAUUCCUGACAGAUGCUGAAUUUGAACCAUUGAAAGCUACAUAUUUGUCCAUGAACCUGUUAUAAUAUACGUAUAGAGUACAAGGUUCUUAACACCACUUUGUUGAAGAGCUUUGACUCUGCCACAAGACUGAAAAGAUAUUCUGGUCAUUGUCCCCAUUAAAUUCUUGUAGAAUAUAUGUAUCUAUAUAUACAGUAAAUAUUAUUAGCAAAAAAAUCAACUAAAUUCCCCUGAGAUGCAGCUUCUAUCAUGUUAUAGGAAGGUCUGUUUCAGAAGGAACUGAAAUCUGAAGAUGUCUAGGUAAUAACAAGACAGUGGCUGGUUAGAUGAUCAUCGAUGUGGAAAUGUGUGUUCUGGAGUAAAAGUUACUGCAUUUGUCACCCAACAGGCUUUAUGUUGAAACAAAUUAAAUCAUCUUGUUCAAGAUCUUGGUUCCACUACUCAUUUUCACUUGAAAAAUUAAGCUUAUGACUGGACUAAACAUUUUAUAUUAAAAUUGUAAAUGGUUGACCAAUUACUUAAUCCAUCUGAUGAUUCUGUUCUUCAAACUGUUCAUUGUAAUUACUUGCCUGUAAAAUGUGACUCAAUAGCUUCAUUUGUCUUCCUGUUGAAGGUUGUAUCUUGUGGACCAGAACAGUAUUUUUCUUAUAUUUUGUAGCCAUUUGAGUCUGUUUCAAUGAUGGGCAUCAGCCCUACUUGUCCAGGAAGUAAUAAAGGGCAAAAAGGCCUCUUUGAAUCAA